UAUUGGAAAUCCUGUACUCGUGUGCACGGAUGGUGCGGCAUCAAUGACUGGGAGGGUGAAAGGAUUAAUUGCCCAAAUAAAGGUCAGCCCCGACGUUGAGUGGAAUCACUGUAUCAUUCACAGGGAGGCACUGGCCAGCAAGAGAACGAGUCCUGAGUUACAUGAUGUUUUGAAUGACGCAGUGAAAGUGAUUAACUUUAUCGAGUCCAGGCCUCUGAAUCAGACUGUCUGAAAGGCUCUGUCAUGACAGUGGGACUGAGCACCAGCAGCUACUGCUUCACACCGACGUACGUUGGCUAUCCAGAGGGAAAACACUAGAGACUUUUUGAGCUGCCCGACGAAGUAAGUGCUUUUAUGUGGGAGCGCUCACCCCCCCCCCCCCCCCCCCCCUUGUGGCUGUGUUCGAGGACACAGACUGGGUAGCCCGCCUUGCCUAUCUUGCUGAUGUGUUCAGCAAACUGAACAACCUGAAUCUAACUCUGCAAGGUAAAGACACACACAUUCUAAACAUGUAUGACAAAGUGUGUGUAUUCAUGAAGAAGAUCAAACUCUGGGAGAGGAAAUGUGAAGAUGGGGACAUAAGUUGUUUCCAGCAGCUUGACACCUGCCUUUCUACAGGUGAUAUUGACAGAGCUCCUAUGGUGCAACUAGUAAGCACACAUUUAUCCAAACUCAACAGUGAGUUCAACUCCUACUUCCCUGACAUUGAAAACAGGUCUGCCAAACAUGCCUGGGUGCGUAAUCCUUUCAUGACUGAAAGUACAAACAACAACAUUCCUACCAGACUGCAGGAAAAUCUGCUGGAUGUGUCCUCAGACCGUGGCUUGAAGAUGAGGUGCUCAGAGACAACACUGUCACAGUUCUGGUGUGAUGUGGAGAAGGAAUAUUCUGAUUUGGGGAAACAUGCACUGAAUGAACUGCUGCCAUUUGGAUCUACAUAUUUAUGUGAAGUGACAUUUUCAUCUAUGACGAUAAUCAAGACCAAGCACAGGAACAGACUCAACUUGGAGAAAAGCCUGAUAACAGCUGUUGCCACACUGUCCCCGAGACUGACAAAGCUUAUGAGUGAGAGACAGGGUCAAGUUUCUCAUCGAUUGGAGAUGUUGAUGGAAUGCAUGCCAGAAGGAGAUGAACAUUUCCUGGAUUACGAACUUCUUCACACCGAUAUGAAGAUUCUGAAGUAGAUGAGUCUGGGAACAUUCCAGUUUUGCUUGUUUAUUUUUCAAUAGAUGUUAGCUAUGUGAAAUAAGCCCUGGUUAUAAACAUACUAAUGUGUAUAUAGAUAGUAAAUUGUACAAUUGUUUAGUAUGUUACACUCGGAAUAAUGAAUCAAUUAAGUUUGCUGUUAGUGUUACCCUUUUUUUUUCACAUUACUGGGUUUUCAUUUUGCAAUUUAUGAAUUUGGUCCAAUGUGGUAUAUUACUUGCAUAGCUAUCAAUUAGUUAUUAUAGAUGUAGUACGGAGUAUUUAUUUAUAUUGAAAAAAAAAUGCUGUUUAAAUAUUUGAUGGUUAAAGUCCUAAUUUUUCUGAAGUUUCUUUUUUUUUUUUAAUGUUUGCUGUUGCUCAGACAUUACUGACAAUCUAACAUAUGUAUGUAAAUAAGUAUACUGAUGAUAUCUGUUAUAAAUUAAAUAUUUUAAAAGCAAUUAAAAAAAAUAAAAUUGUGUGUGUUUUUUCUACUUUUGUUUUGGUUUCUAGUUGGGCACAUUUAGAUUGUACUUAAUGUCAGAGUGUAACCCUUGGUAUGUCCAGGUUCUACAGACACUCAGCUUUUCAAAAAAGUAUCACACAUUAUGCUUUAAAAGGACAUAUACUUUAACCCACAUAAUCAGCUAAAACCCUGCCAAUCACUUCUCAAAAAGAUAGAGCACCUGUCAAACAAUUGUGUGCAAAAUCAAAACAAAGCAAAGAAA
Messenger RNA from Polyodon spathula (Mississippi paddlefish), 1913 nucleotides. Its product is annotated as SCAN domain-containing protein 3-like. The transcript is spliced from 2 exons. The coding region runs from base 510 to 1184 and encodes 224 amino acids. NCBI's taxonomy places the organism in Eukaryota, Metazoa, Chordata, Actinopteri, Acipenseriformes, Polyodontidae. The record is from RefSeq and is a predicted model, not a curated record.